AUGAAAAUUUGUUUGUUCCUUUUUGUGGGAGAGAAAGGUUGAAGCUAAGUGUGACUGGAAUCUACAAUUUUCAGAAGCUAAUGGAUAUUCGAGCUGGAAUCGGGAGCUUAAAAUCUCAAAGUUUUUGGAAAACUUCCCAGAGAUCUAUUUCUUCAUUUAAUUUUCCUUGUUCUUCUUUCAAAACUUUCUGCUCCAAAAAGGACUCUCAGCAGCAACCUCAACAGAACGGUGAUGAUAACAAUGGUAUGAAAUGUCGAUCAGCUUUGAAGGCUCAAUAUCUAUCAACCCACCUUGAAUUUCACUUAAAUAUCGAAAAGGGUGAUAAGUUCUCAACCGACUGGGAUAAGGCAUGGUCGAAUUUCAAGAAGCAAACCAAAAGGUCCUUCCUUUCAGGGUUUUCUCCUAACAAGUAUGUUACCUGGAAUCCUAGACAAUCGAACUAUCCCUUGUCCGAAGAGGUAGAUCCAAUAAAGAGAACAGAGAGGUCGAAUCUCAUGUUAUGGACGAGUCCAGGAUUUACUUUAGUAGGAGCAAUAAUAAUAGUCUCAUUCCUUUUGUUGUAUACCAUUCUUGCACCAGUUAAGUGAUCUAAUUUUCCCUAUCAGAAAUGUCUGUCCAUUUGCUGUAAAAGGAACAUUGUGUUGGAAGGAAAUGAGUAUAUGCAGAAAGGCAACUCAAGUUUCA
Messenger RNA from Gossypium raimondii (Peruvian cotton), 684 nucleotides. RefSeq lists its product as uncharacterized. Bases 81 to 587 code for a protein of 168 amino acids. The record is from RefSeq and is a predicted model, not a curated record. The transcript has 2 exons. Lineage: Eukaryota; Viridiplantae; Streptophyta; Magnoliopsida; Malvales; Malvaceae.